This is a messenger RNA of Epinephelus moara (kelp grouper), 5206 nucleotides long. RefSeq lists its product as uncharacterized. The record is from RefSeq and is a predicted model, not a curated record. Gene Ontology annotation, molecular function: DNA binding. The coding region runs from base 689 to 1879 and encodes 396 amino acids. Gene Ontology annotation, biological process: transcription by RNA polymerase III. NCBI's taxonomy places the organism in Eukaryota, Metazoa, Chordata, Actinopteri, Perciformes, Serranidae. The transcript is spliced from 8 exons. Gene Ontology annotation, cellular component: RNA polymerase III complex.
CUGUUUAACAAAAACAAAGCAGCUCAGUCAGCACGGAAGGAAAUGUUCCUCAUGCUAGAUGCUUUUAAACUGGACAAGUUAAACAGGCGCCAGAACGGCAGAUACAAUAAUAUCAUUGGUUGCAGACUUUUAACGUUUGUACCGAACUCUAUGUUUUUCUGCAACCAGCAUCGGGACACUCCGCUGGCAGUUAAGAGGUGUCAAAAACGAACUCUUAUUUGUAUGCAGCCUGCAGGAAGGAUACUGUACACUGCAGCGAGGUAUAAUGUAACUACCAACAACCGCUAAUAACCAGCAGCUUUCCGAUUUAUUAAAAUGGAAACAUUUGUAUCCUCGUGAGCGUAGUUUUGCAGUUUGGCGCAGUCUGUCUGGAUAUCGCGGGUGCUAACAAAAUGGAGGGUAAUAAGUGCUUGUUAAGUUGGCUGGUGUAACGUUAUAUGGAGCCGUGCUUUUAGACUGCGUGUUGGGGAUAUUAUUGUUGGACGGGGAGAAAGAGUAACAUAAAUAUGUCAGGAAUACAGUAAACACAUUCAGUUAAGACGGCUUUUACCGGAAGUGGAACGUUGUUACCAAACUAUAACGUGGGUGAUUGACUGCACAACAACAGCAGAAUGUGUUGUGAUGUGACACGCCUUUACCGACAGCCACUUAUAAAAUAGAGUAUUAAAGGAGGAGCAGGUAGCACAAAAUGACAGACUCCGGGGAUAGCGCAGAUGUUCCCGGCCCCUCCGGCCUCAGCAGCGGGACCGGGCUAGGCUUCAGCGUGGGCAGAGGACUCCCAGGCCGGGUCAGGAGUCUGUCCUCUCCCACCCCACCUGGAAGACUGACGUCUCUCAGAACCAGGGACCUGACACUGGGGGGAGUGCUAAAAAAACCAAAGAAAACCUUUGAGCCAAAUGUGCAUGCCGUGAGGAAAAGCAGAGAUGAGUUAAAGGAGGAGAUCCAUGUGGCUCCAAAAAAGGAGAGAAGAGAGAGGGAUGAGAGGAGAAGAGAGAACAGAGGGAGGAGGAGAGAGAGGCCUCAGACCAUUCAGUCUCACUCCAUCUUUGAACAGGGUCCCGCCGACACCGUACGCAAAACAGGCUGGCGCGGUGCCACAGACCUGCACGACUCCGCCACCUCUCCUGUGUGUAAACUGGUGAAGAAAGAGAGGAAAGACUCAGAGGAGGAUGAAGAUGAAAUUCUCAGUAAACUACAGAGGGAUGAUUUCAUAGAUGAUCCAGGCCUGAGGAAUGAUGCCAAGCUGAAACCCAUCCAGCUACCCCUGUGUCAGUCCAGUAGCUUCAGUAAGAGUCAAACACGGAUGACCAACACAGCAUCUCCAGAGACCCCUCCUCUGUUCAGACCUCCAUCCUGCAGAGCUCAGAGCAGAGCAGGCCACGGCAGAACAGAGCUGCCCAAACCAGAGCAGCCAUCUAUGGUGGAGCUGCUGCAGGAUCUCAGCCUGUCUGGCAGAGAGGAGCUCUUUUUCAUGCAGUUACCUGACAGCAUGCCGGGCACAGUGUCUGGACAGAAGGCUGACGCCCCUCUAGGAUCUACAGCAGAGAAACCUGCCAAGAAGAGGCCUUCACAUCUAGAAGCACAACAGGCUGCGGUGAAGGAGGGCUGUCCUGUGCUGUCACAGCUCCCAGAAGGAUUUUUGGGUAAACUGCAGAUCAGAAAGUCAGGAAAGGUGGAGCUGAAGCUGGGUAACAUCGCCAUGGACGUCUCUGAGGGAGCUGCAUUCUCCUUCCUGCAGCAACUGGUGUCUGUGCAUCUGUCUGAUGGUCGAACUGGAGACAUGAUGGUGUUGGGAAACGUCCAUCACAAACUGGUCUUAUCUCCUGACUUCCAGGCUUUACUGAGAGAGGCUUCAACACAGCAGCAACAGGAACCCUGAUUAUCUGUCAUAUAUUACACAGACACCCAACAGAGCUGAGACCACACAGCACAGAUUCUAUGACACAUGAAAAGAUAAGUUUGAAUUGUGUGGGAUUCCUGACCUGUUACCACACCAACAGAUCACUGUGGAGGAAAGGUCUAUUGUCCAUACCUCUGCUUUGAGGUUUUUAAGGCAGCUAUGUACCGUAGAGAUAUCCCGUUUGUGCUAUGAUUUUGUUUUUGUUUUUUGUUUUUUAACAUCCUGUGAUAGCAAAACAAUCUGCCAGAAUCUGAAUGAUUGUUUUUCUCUGAUGUGAAGACACUGCCAGGGGGACAUGUUUUUUAGAAAGAUACAGAUAAUCAUGAGAUAAAUACAUGGUAUCAGAUUCAACCUACUGACCCAUGAGGACUGUUGUAGAUGUUACCUGAGCGCAGGCCAUUCGUUUACACUCGAUCAGUUCUAUAAACACCAGCAGAGCAGGCAACAUGAUUGCCAGCUUGAGACUGACUGAAGACCAGCAAACGUUGUUCCCAGCUACAGGCUGAGUUAGUCGAUGCCCAAAGGAAGAUCACCGAGGACGCCCAUCAUCAGAGGCUAAUCUUUAAACAAAGACAGAUGAUGUUAUCAUUUGGCCGAAGUUCCUGACUUUGGUCCAUCAGAACCACUGAGUGAAUGUCAAUUCAAUUCAGGGCUUUACAGCAUACGACAUCCCUCUGUCCUUAGGACCCUCGCAGUGGAUAAGGAAAAACUCCCCCCAAAAAACCUUUAUAAUUACCUUACAAGUGCUUUGAUAAAGUGAUCUUUCAUGUGUGCACUGAGCUCCUUUAUUAACUCCUAUAGAUCUGUCUCUGAAAAAUGGGAAAAUGGUGCAAAGCAAAUUCCUCAACUGCUCAACCAGUUACUGCAUUGAUGCACAGUCACUGCACUGAUGUACAGUCACUGCACUGAUGUACAGUUACUGCAGUUAUGUACAGUCACUGCACUGAUGUACAGUUACUGCACUGAUGUACAGCUGCAAUUUGUAACUUAUGUUGUAUUAAGCAAAAUCAUAUAUAUUAGUUUUUCCAGUUUUAUUAUUGGAUGUUUGUGUUGUGUUUUUGAACCAGCAUGUUUGUUUGUUUGUUUUUGUUAGAUUUUUUGUGUUUUUGUUUUUUGCUACCUCUGUAUCAUUUACUGUUUCACUUCUCCUCAUCAGACUCUUACGCGUCAGCUUCAUAGAGCAACUUAACAGCAGCUGUAAAUCCAGGUGUUGCUCACCUCCAGCGAAGUUGGUGAAGUAAAACUGUUAUGUAUGUAAGGCUUUAUUUUAAAGCUCAAGUGUGUAGGAUUUAGGGGUAUGAAUAUCAUCAGAAAUGGAAUAUAAUAUUCAUAACUAUGUUGUCAUUAGUUUAUAAUCACAUGGAAGUAAGUAAAGUUGUGUUUUCUGUACCUUAGAAUGAGCCAUUUAUAUCUACAUAUGGAGCAGGUCCUCUUGCUCAGAGUCCAUCAUGUUGUUUCUGCAGUAGCCCAGAAAGGACAAACCAAACACUGGCUCUUGAUUGGGCCACCGUAGUUCUUCUACACACUUCGCACUCAGGAGAAGUGUCAGUUCUGCAAUUGCUAGAUUGCUAGAUGCUACUUAAUCCUACAAACUCUCAAAAACCCUUCAUUACAGUUUCUGGAAGUCCUUUCAGAUGAUCUUUUUUAAAAAAUAUUAAGUCAAGCUGUCAGAACAAUAACAGUACCUAAAUCUCAGCAUCUUGAAUGACCUCUUAAUAAAAUCAAAUGCAAAAGACUGCAGCUUCUGAUACAGUAGAUGGUGUCAUUCUGAUAAACAGGCAGUGGGUUACUUAUAAGGUUAUUCCUGGCUCCAGAGAUCAGAUUUCCAUGAUGUGUGCAGCCUCAGGUCUUCAGUCAGGACACCCUGGCUCUGGAAUGACCUGCUUUGAGAAGCUCAGGCUCACACAAUCAUUUAAUUUUAAUGUGUUUUAUACUGAUAUGUUAUUAUGUUUUAUAAGCUGUACAUUGUAGAUUUUUAUAUUUGUUUGACUGGGGUUUUGGGGUGGGUGUUUUUUUUGAUUGUUUAUGCGUAAAGCACUUUUUAAUAUUGUUUUUUAGAGAUGCUAUAAAAAUAAACUUUAUUAUUAUUAUACAGAAAGUGUGCUCAGGGUGUGGUCCGUACACCCUGUUGAGAGAUGUGGACUGGAGUCACACAACUUGGACUUGGGUCAGACUUUCACAAAUUUGAUGACUUUAGACCCAACUUGACAAAAUCAAUAAAGACUUGCAACUUCACUUGGACACCAAUGACUUGUGACUUGACUUGGGCUUGAGCCUUUUGACUUGAAAAUACUUCAUACCUUCCCCAAAGCCCAAAUAUCAAAAAUAUCUGCCCUGGGGCAGACGCAGAACAAGCUGGCGAGAUUAUAUAUCUCAUCCUGUCUGGGAACACCUUGUCCUGGGAUCUGCUGGGAGGAGCUGGAAAGUGUCGCUGGGGUGCUUUGCUUGGCCUGCUGCCCCUGCCACCAGAGGAUGAAAAUGGAUCGAUGGACAUUGUUAAAAUACCAUUACGUUUAGUAAAGAGCACAUCAUGGCUUAUGACGUUCAGGACUUGAAACUCAUCAAGUAUAGAACUUGGGAUUUGACUUGAGACUUGCCUGUCUUGACUUGGGACUUGAUUUAAGAUUUACUCACAAACAAUGACUUGUUCCCACCUGUCAAUAAUAAUGCAACAGAUUAAAAGUUUCACCCAGAAAAGGUCAGUGAAAGCUUGCUGUUAAUAACUCAUUAGUAAAAAUGCUGCAAUAAUGGCACAAUAUAAAGGUUUAAUUGGGAUGACCAGAGUAAAAAAAGAGUAACACUUGAAUUUCACUUUCAGUAUUUAACAUUUUAGAGCAGUAUACAGACAUAAAUAAAUGGCUUAUAACUCAGUAUACAGUGAUGUAGCUGUAAGCAGAUAUAACGACCGUUUGUCAACAAUUAGAAUUUCUCUUAUGAAGACAUUUUAUAUUAAUGCAACUGUCUUUUACUGUAUUUUUACUCAUUAUCUGUUCAUAAGCAGCCUCUACUUCUGGGUGCUCACAGGAGGAGUUCUAGCUGUUAACAAAUACAUUAAUCAUCACUUAGAUCUGCUUACAUUUACAUGACAGUGCAUUAAAAGCCAUUUAUCAAAUAUCUUACAGCAGUUUAUAUACUGCUUAUAAAUGAUAAAUAUAGGAGCCCAAAGUGUUCACACCUAACAGUAAAGUGCCUGUUUCAUUCUAAAUCUGGAAUUACAGCCCCGCGGUUGUAGCCUCCACAAACCUGUCAAGUUUCUUACAGUUUACAUCCAUGUCUGUGAAAACAUGGAUGCUUCACACCCAUCGU